AAAAUCCUUGCCCCCAAAAUCACCAUUUUCGCGAAGCGGGAAUGAGCGUUUAUCGAUUGCCGCUCGAAGAUGAAGACCAACAACCAUCACCAUCAAUCCAGUCGGAAACCAACAUGGUGGGUUUCAUUAUCGCCAACAUUGUCGGAUUACAAGACUAUUCCGGCCGUCUAAGUGGCCGGGAGAUGGUCGGUCUUGUUCGAGAACCCUUGAAUGGCUUCGACACUAACGCAAUCAGAGUCGUCGAUACUCGAGCAAUCCAAGUCGGCCAUAUCGAGAAGAAGGUAGCUAGUGUUCUUGCACCUUUAAUCGACUCUAAUUUGGUUCAUGUUGAAGGGAUUGUACCCCUACCCAGUACCCCUAUAAAUGGUGUUCGGUCUAAGCUCCCAUGCCAUAUUCAUAUUUUUGCAAAGAUCGAAGCCUUCGAAACCGUCAAAYYCUCAYUUUCACWAUGUGGGUUGUAUUUGAUUUCACAAAAUGAUUCUCUGUUUAGUACUUCUGAAUCUAUGGUCGUGAAAGAGAAGAAAAAGAGUGAUGUAGAUGAAGUUUUCAAGUUGGUUGAUGAGAAUGUAAGUAAAAGUAGGGUUAUGGGGACAAUGGAACCCCCAAAAGAUGUCAUUCUACCUGAUCUUUUUCUGCACCAAAAAGAGGGUUUGAGUUGGUUGCAUCACCGUGAGAAUUCCGAUGAAUUACCUCCGUUUUGGGAACAAAGAGACGAUGGUUUCAUCAACCUGUUGACGAAUUAUCAAACCGACAAACGGCCGGAGCCUUUACGCGGUGGGAUCUUUGCGGACGAUAUGGGAUUGGGUAAAACUCUCACUUUACUUUCUUUGAUUGCUUUGGAUAAAUGUAAGAUUUCGAAYGAUGGAACAAGUGAACUAAUGGGAAUAGAAKAUGAUCAAUCGGUUGUCCAAAUUGGUAAGAAAUCAAGAACCAGAACUGUUWAUUGUAGCAAGAAACAGAAAACAGAUGACACCCUUUUGGAUGAAMGAAAAAAGAAAGAACGAAUAGGCRCGAAAAUGACAUUAAUUGUGUGCCCACCUUCUGUUUUCUCAACUUGGAUAACACAAUUAACCGAUCACACCAAAAGGGGGCGGCUAAAAGCAUAUAUGUACUAUGGGGAACGAACUCAAGAUGUAUCCGAGCUUCAAAACUACGAUAUAAUCUUGACAACUUAUAGUACUCUAGCUAGUGAACUUAACAAUUCAAAUGCUCCAAUAAAGAAGAUAGAGUGGUGGCGKAUAAUCUUGGAUGAAGCGCAUAUGAUCAAGAACGACAGUGCRAAACAAAGUAAAGCCGUGAGUAUGUUGAAUGCUAAACGGAGAUGGGUUGUUACAGGAACACCCAUUCAAAAUGGGUCGUUGGAUUUGUUUUCUCUCAUGGCAUUUCUAAGAUUUGAUCCAUUUUCGACCAAAAGUUACUGGUAUAGCUUGGUGCAACGCCCAAUUGCUCAAGGGAACGACAAGGGGCUCUCAAGGCUUCAGGCGUUAAUGGCGACUAUUUCUUUGAGACGAACGAAAGAGAAAACUCUGAUUGGUUUGCUGCCUCGAAAAACUAUCAUUACAUGUAAUGUGGAGCUUUCUGUAGAUGAGCGAAAGGUGUAUGAUCAGAUGGMAACCAAAGCCAAGACAUUUGUUGCACGAUAUAUUUCUGUAGGAAGUGUAACAUACAAUUACUCGACCAUUCUAAGCAUCAUUUUACGGCUUCGCCAGAUAUGCACGCAUWUGGAAUUAUGCCCUUUAGAUUUUAGAUCAUCACUUCCAUCCUACAACUUUGAAGAACUUGCAGAUGCAUCCAACAACCCGAAACUACUCCAAAAGCUCGUUUUAAUGCUACAAGACGGGGAGGAUUUCGAUUGUCCGAUUUGCCUCGCUCCACCUACUCAAAUCGUCAUUACGUCUUGUGCCCACUUCUUUUGUCGAACCUGCAUCAUCGGAGCUCUAAACCAUUCCAUAUCUGUCUGCCCACUCUGCCGCUGCCAGUUGUCUGAAUCUGACAUCUUCUCACCACCACCCGAGUAUGCCACCGAGCCCAAUCAAGCUGGUUCUUCCUCCUCUUGUCAACCAUCUUCCAAAGUGGCUGCUCUUUUAAAACUUCUAGAAGCAUCAAGAAACGAAAACCCGUCCAUAAAAUCCGUCAUUUUCUCUCAGUUUCGUAAACUGCUGCUUUUACUCGAAGAACCAUUGAAAGCGGCCGGAUUCAAGACUCUGCGGUUAGAUGGAGCAAUGACGGCA
Molecule: messenger RNA, 2231 nt
Organism: Cynara cardunculus var. scolymus (artichoke)
Lineage: Eukaryota; Viridiplantae; Streptophyta; Magnoliopsida; Asterales; Asteraceae
Product: putative SWI/SNF-related matrix-associated actin-dependent regulator of chromatin subfamily A member 3-like 1
Exons: 3
Molecular function (GO): ATP binding; ATP-dependent chromatin remodeler activity; hydrolase activity, acting on acid anhydrides, in phosphorus-containing anhydrides
Source: RefSeq, a predicted model, not a curated record